CAGGAAGGGGUUGUGACUGGCCCAGCCCAGCUGCAGCUCGAGGCGGAUCGUAGCAGAGGAGGAGGAGGGAGACGGCCUGGCUCGUUCGGCGUUGGCGGCUCGGAACGGCUGGGCUGCGAUUCCCCUCGCCCGGCCCGCGCAUACCUCCUCCCGACUCCGGCGACGCCCAUUCUGCGCUCGGUCCGGAUGUGCAACAGUUUCCCUGAAGUUGCGCCCGGAGCUAGCAGGCGGACGGGCGGGAGGUUCUUGAGCGAAAGGCUGGAAGGACGAGAGCAGCCGGGCUGGUAGGCAGCUCGCCCCGUGAGAAGAGCCAGAGAGGGCGUCCAUCCCUCCAUCCCUCGGCUCUGCUGGCAGGAGAUGCUCGGAGACGCCGUCCUUUCUGUCCUCUCGGCGCUGCGGCUGCUCCCGUUAGCCUCUCUCUCUGGGCAGGAGCCGAGGAUGUCCUCCUGAAGGCCGGGAGAGGGAGAGGAAGGGUGGGCUUUGCUUCAGUAUGGGCGCCAAACAGACCAAGGGUUGCUCGCUGCCCGGCACCGCCGGUAGCGGUAGCGGUAGCAGCAGCGGCAGCAGCCCCCAGGGUCCCCUCUCCGCCAGCCGCCGACGGAUUUUGCCUUCUCGGGAGCGCGGAAACUUCUUGGCGUCCCUCGUAGUACGAUCGAGUGAAAAGUUUGGCAAGGGGGCUGGCGGCGGUAGCCUCCCCCCGUACCAUCGCCGGAUCGUCCUGAUCCAAGAUAUGCUGAGGAUGGUGAAACAAGGCAGGCACGAGGAGGCGACUGAUCUGCUGAAGCACCUGCGCCAGGAUUUGGGAAUGGAAUCAACUUCACUGGAUGAUGUCUUAUAUCGCUAUGCCAGCUUUAGAAACCUUGUUGACCCAAUCACCCAUGACCUGAUCAUCAGCCUUGCCAGAUACAUCCAUUGCCCUAAACCAGAGGGGGAUUCACUAGGGACUAUGGAGAAGCUCUGCAGGCAGCUGACAUACCACCUCAGCCCCCACUCUCAAUGGCGACGCCAGGGCAUGGUGAAAAGGAAGCCGCAGGCUUGUUUGAAAACUAUCUUGGUGGGGAAUCCUCUGGACAACACAGUGGACUUGUCUGGCAUCCCUUUGACCAUGAAGGAAUUAGACCGGGUUAUCUCAUACAUCCAGCACAGCUCGGAGUAUAUUGAAAAUGUGGAGCUUUGCUUCACUGAGCUGACAGAUGAAAUGUUCCUCCAGCUUUUGCCAGUUCUCGGUGCCCUACCUCGUCUUACAACUCUUUCCCUUAACGGCAACAGGCUUACAAAAGCCAUCCUCCGGGACCUGACUGAAGCUUUGAAGGAUACCAGAAACUUCCCCAGCAUGACUUGGAUUGAUCUGGGCAAUAAUGUGGACAUAUUCUCUCUGCCACAACCUUUUCUGGUUAGCCUUAAGAAACGAAGCCCUACCCAAAGCAAUCUCCCAACUAUUCUUGAAUUUGGUGAAAGUCAGGUGAGUGACCUUGAGAGCCAAGAAGGUCUUUCAUCACAGGAUGAGGACCAAAAUGAUGGUGGCCUGGAAGACACUAAGACCAGGCAGGUAUGGACAGGUGAAGCUGUUGAGGUUAAGCUGCUGCCAAAUGAACCUACAAAUCAAGAACAGAUUUCUACCUGUUUGUUUCAGACAUGAAAUAAGUGUCUCUCAUUUGCCUAGGUUGUGCCAAAUGGAUCCUUUAUAACCACAAAGGAUCUUGGCUAGUUUAUGCUAAUUAAGCUCUCUUCUAAUAAAAACUUUUUAAUUCCUUAACUUGCAGGACCAAAAAAGGCCAAAUUACAAAGUUGGCUGCAAUUCACAUAUUAAUGAUCUGCUACAAUUUGAACCAUUAUAUAGAAUUAUUCUGGAAAGGAUUUACGCCAAUUCCAACUUCUUGCUCAGUGCAGUAUCCAAAUCAAAGCAUCUCUUUAAUUCCUGAAACCUUAUAGUUAUUACAGGGAUGAUUGCUAGUUGAAUGUUGAAGGUAUAAAAAACACACA
This is a messenger RNA of Pseudonaja textilis, 1983 nucleotides long. RefSeq names its product leucine rich repeat containing 75A (gene LRRC75A). The record is from RefSeq and is a predicted model, not a curated record. NCBI's taxonomy places the organism in Eukaryota, Metazoa, Chordata, Lepidosauria, Squamata, Elapidae.